CUCAGAUCCAAGGAAAGCCGGGAAAAUCACGCGCUUGUGGAGAGUAGCUCCGAUUAUCGUGCGUUUCUCGUAAAAUAUUAAUCUAAUCAACGGUCAAUUAAAAUGUAAGAAACAUCAAGUAAUCUUCUAGACGACAUGUAACUCUCAAAUGAAACACAACGUGACAUUAUUAAGGAUCACUUUGCUAAAAUUCUUUUCCAAAUCUCCCAUUCUGAAUUUUUCUGACGAAGACCUUCAUGCCAUUUUGGAGCAGCGUUUAAACAAAUCCCCUAUGUCAAGCGAAAGCCCCGAGAACUACGAGUACGAGUGCGGCGGAGCCACCCUAUUGCAGCUCACCACCACCUACGCGAACGACUACCAUGUGUACACGUCGAUAUUCGUGUGCGUCUUCGGCAGCGUCGCCAACGUCCUCAACAUCGCCGUCCUGACCAGGAAGGAGAUGUACAACGCGCCGAUCAAUCGGAUCCUGAGCGCCCUCGCCGUCGCCGACAUGCUGCUCAUGAUAGAAUACAUUCCGUUCGCCUACUACUAUCACCACGAGAAGGAUAGAAAGGAUUUUUACUACUACGGUGCGGUGUUUAUGCUCUUCCACAUGCAUUACAGCCAGGUGUUACACACCAUUUCCAUUUGUUUGACGCUCUCGCUGGCCAUUUGGAGGUUUUUAGCUAUAAGGUAUCCAGAGAAAAACCACACGUUAUGUUCGGAAUCCAGGUGCACUUUAGCCAUAUGCAUAUGCUACGUACUACCCUUAUUCCUUUGCAUACCCAGCUACUACAUCUUCGAAAUAUCCUCGAUCGAUAUCAAAGAGAACGAGCAGGAUUUCACGCUGUACCACACCGACUUGAAAGAGGAGCUUAAGAGCGACAAAACCCUGUUGAAAAUAAAUUUCUGGCUGUUCGCGGUACUGAUAAAACUAUUGCCCUGCAUCAUCCUAACCAUCAUCAGCGUGUGGCUGUUGAGGACUCUAUUCAACGCGAAGAAGAGGCGGCAGGUGCUCAGAGGCUACGAUUCCUUUCCUCUCACCGUGGGCGGGAAGGAGGUGAAACGGCGCAGCAACAAAUCCGAACGGCGAUCGGACCGAACCACCAAAAUGCUGAUAGCGGUGCUGCUGCUGUUCCUGAUCACCGAGUUCCCGCAGGGAAUGUUCGCCCUGUUCGUGGGUAUCAAAGGGCACGAUUUGUUCCUCACGUGCUACCAGCGUUACGGGGAAGUCAUGGACAUCAUGGCGUUGACGAACGGUUCCAUAAAUUUCAUACUGUAUUGUUGCAUGAAUCGGAUGUUCCGGACGACCUUCGGGCAAUUAUUCAAGCCCAAAAUUUUGGACAAAUGGGCCGCCACGACGUCGGAUACGCAUACAACGGCAGUAGUAAACGGAACAAAUACAACUACUUUGUAAAGGUCAAUUUAGAAGUAAGUAGGCUAUGAAAAAUGUCAUAAAAUGUAAAUUGUUAUUGAGAGAAAUGUGAGAAAUAUUUACAAUUUAUUUAUUGUAUAUAAUAUACGAGGGAUUCGGAGUGAUGUACACUUAUCAAUUUCAUUUCUAUUUGCUUAUUAACUUAGAUUGAGAAACAAAAUU
This is a messenger RNA of Phyllotreta striolata, 1576 nucleotides long. The record is from the annotation of a GenBank genome assembly. NCBI's taxonomy places the organism in Eukaryota, Metazoa, Arthropoda, Insecta, Coleoptera, Chrysomelidae.